Molecule: messenger RNA, 1851 nt
Organism: Talaromyces rugulosus
Lineage: Eukaryota; Fungi; Ascomycota; Eurotiomycetes; Eurotiales; Trichocomaceae
Exons: 1
Coding region: 1-1851 (616 amino acids)
Biological process (GO): transmembrane transport
Molecular function (GO): transmembrane transporter activity
Source: RefSeq, a predicted model, not a curated record
AUGGCGCAGCCCACAAAUGGCAACCCCGAAAAGAGCCAACAGGCAGAGGAACCUGUCAAGUCCUCGCGCAUCCCAUACUGGCGCAAGGUGUAUGACCAGGCCGGUGUCACGCCCGAAGUCGCCAACUAUCCGUAUCCAGGCUCCGGAACCGAGGAGGACCCUUAUAUCAUCUCAUGGAUCCCCAACGACCCUCGCAACCCGAUGCUGUUCAGCCCCUUCACCAAGUGGUUCAUUACCGGAGUGAUGGCCUGGGCUACCCUGGCCGUCUCGCUGGUGUCGUCUGCCUACAGCGGCGGCAUGGUCCAGAUCAUGCUCCAGUUCGGUAUUGUCGAGGAAGUCGCCACACUGGGAAUCUCGCUCUUUGUGAUGGGCUUUGCCGUUGGACCACUGAUGUGGGCGCCGCUCAGUGAACUAUUUGGUCGACAGAUACUUUUCAUCGCCACAUACGCCCUUUUGACGGCUUUCAACGCUGGUUGUGCCGGUGCCCAGAACUCGUGGACUCUGAUUAUCCUCCGUUUUUUCGCCGGCGCUUUUGGGUCGUCUCCGCUCACCAAUGCGGGUGGUGUGAUUGCUGACAUGUUUGUUGCGUCUCAGCGAGGUGUCGCCAUGAGUUUCUUUGCUGCUGCGCCUUUCCUCGGCCCUGUCCUCGGCCCCAUUGUUGGUGGUUUCCUCGGCGAGGCUGCCGGAUGGCGCUGGGUCAUGGGCUUGUUGGCUGCUUUCUCCGGCGCCCUGUGGAUUAUCGGUGCUCUUUUAAUCCCGGAAACCUAUGCGCCAGUGCUGCUGCGUCGGCGCUCGGAAAAGCUGUCCAAGAUGACCGGCAAGGUUUAUAUUACUCGCAUGGAGGCUGACCGCGGCCACGUGUCGCUCGCCCAGGCUUUCAAGACGUCCCUCUCCCGACCAUGGGUUUUGCUUCUGCGUGAGCCCAUUGUCUUCCUCCUCUCCAUCUACAUGGCCAUCAUCUACGGAACGCUUUACAUGCUCUUUGGCGCUUUCCCCAUCGUCUACGCUGAGAACCGCGGCUGGAGCCAGGGUAUCUCCGGUCUGGCCUUUUUGGGUAUCAUGGUUGGAAUGAUAUUUGCCGUGGCAUACAACAUCUGGGACAACAAACGGUACAUGAGGGCCGAGCAGGCAAAUGGUGGAUUUGCACCCCCCGAGGCUCGUUUACCGCCGACACUCGUCGGCAGUAUCGCGCUUCCUAUCGGCCUCUUUUGGUUUGCAUGGACCAACUAUCCUUCCAUCCACUGGAUGGCUAGUAUCGCCGCGGGCGUUCCCUUUGGAUUUGGCAUGGUGCUCGUCUUCCUCAGUGUGAUGAGCUAUCUUAUCGACGCCUACACCAUCUUCGCCGCCUCUGUUCUCGCCGCCAACGCCGUUUUCCGUUCCCUGUUCGGUGCUGCCUUCCCUCUCUUCACCACCUACAUGUACGGCCGCCUGGGUAUUCACUGGGCAUCGACCAUCCCAGCCUUUUUGGCACUUGCCUGCGUACCUUUUCCUUUCCUCUUUUACAAAUACGGCGCAUCCAUCCGUGAAAGAUGCAAAUACGCCGGCGAGUCUGCCGCAUUUGUCCGCAAACUGCAAGAAUCCAUCCCGUCCGCAACAGACGAGAGCGAAAAGGAGGAGGAGACCUUUGAUCGCACCGAAGCCGCGCCCCCGCACGAGAUCAGCUCGAGCUCAGACGAAGAAGAAACAGCCGAGCCUCGACUGGAGCAUGCCCAGCGCACGCAAUCGCUCGCGUCGACGCGCACCGGUGGCAGUAUCCAGCGCGUGCACACCGAGUAUGACGGCAAUCCUUAUGAUAUUGACCGUGUGAAUACGAAGGAUUCGGAUUUUAGUAUUGUUGCGCGGAAAAAAUAA